Molecule: messenger RNA, 1704 nt
Organism: Rosa rugosa (rugosa rose)
Lineage: Eukaryota; Viridiplantae; Streptophyta; Magnoliopsida; Rosales; Rosaceae
Product: abscisic acid 8'-hydroxylase 3-like
Exons: 9
Coding region: 96-1559 (487 amino acids)
Biological process (GO): sterol metabolic process; brassinosteroid homeostasis; multicellular organism development
Molecular function (GO): iron ion binding; monooxygenase activity; heme binding
Source: RefSeq, a predicted model, not a curated record
CAUCUGAAACCUCAUCUUUACUGUUCUUAUAUAAAACACACCAUUAGAACCUUGGACCUGUCGAUCUAUUCUUGAUCCGUAGAGUGAAGCUGAAGAUGUUCAUUCCAUCAAAAGAAGUUCUCCUAUUUCUUGUUCAGAAGCACUAUGUGACCUUCAUUCUUGCAGUGCUUUCUAUUGGAGUAAUAUUUUUGGUUCCAAAAUUUGGUUGGAAAACGGUUGCAAUUAGCUACAGAGGUCAUAUCCGUGGUCGGUUGGGUUUACCCUUUAUAGGUGAAACCUUUUCUUUUCUUUCAGCAACUAAUAGCACAAAAGGAUGCUACGAGUUUGUCAGACUCCGACGACAAUGGUAUGGGAAGUGGUUCAAGACAAUGAUUUUUGGAAAGAUCCAUGUAUUUGUGCCAAGCGCAGAGGGUGCAAAAAUGAUUUUUUCAAAUGAUUUUGUAAAGUUCAACAAAGGCUAUGUGAAAUCAAUGGCAGAUUGUGUUGGAAAGAACAGCGUGCUCUGUGUACCACAUGAAAACCACAGAAGGAUAAGGCGCCUUCUAUCAGAUCCUUUCUCCAUGAACUCUUUAUCUCAAUUUGUUCAGAAAUUUGAUAAAAUGCUGUGCCAGAAGUUGAAGAAGCUAAAAGAAGGAGGAAAAAGCUUUGUGGUGCUUGAAUUUGGUAUGAAGAUGACAUUUGAUGCAAUGUGCAGCAUGCUAAUGAGUGUCACUGAGGAUUCAUUGUUACGGAAGAUUGAGAAAGAUUGCACUACUAUUUCAGAUGCAAUGUUAUCCAUUCCAGUCAUGAUUCCAGGCACUAGAUAUUACAAAGGCAUCAAGGCACGCAGACGUCUUAUGGAAACCUUUAAGGACAUGAUUGACAGAAGAAGAAGUGGGAAGGAGUCUCCAGAAGACUUCCUACAGUCCAUGUUAGACAGAGAUUCAUACCCUCCUAAUGAAAAGCUUCAAGACUCGGAGAUUACGGACAACCUAUUGACACUGAUAAUUGCAGGGCAGACAACCACUGCAGCUGCGAUAAUGUGGAGUGUCAAGUUUCUGGACGAGAACAAAGAAGCCCAAGACAGACUCAGAGAGGAACAGUUGGCAAUAGCAAAGUCUAAGCCAGAUGGAGCUUCAGUUACACUUGAAGAUAUCAAAGAUAUGUCCUACUGUUUGAAGGUUGUCAAAGAGACACUGAGGAUGGCCAAUGUCCUUCUCUGGUUUCCUCGCGUUGCACUCAGUGACUGCACUAUACAAGGUUUUAAAAUAAAGAAAGGAUGGCAUGCGAACAUAGAUGCAACUUGCAUACACUAUGAUCCAGAUUUGUAUGCAGACCCUAUGCAGUUCAACCCAGAUAGAUUUGAUGAAAUGCAAAAGCCAUUUGGCUUUAUACCAUUUGGUUCAGGACCCAGAACAUGCUUAGGAAUCAAUAUGGCAAAGGUGACAAUGCUGGUCUUUUUACACCGUUUAAGUAGUGGUUACAGGUGGACAGUCAAUGAUCUGGAUACUAGCUUAGAAAAGAAGGCACACAUUCCUAGACUAAGAAGUGGAUGUCCUAUUACUUUGAAGGCCUUGUGAGGGGGACGAUAAGAAUAUGUUUAUGAGAAAAUUUCAUAAGAAUAUGUUUAUGAGAAAAUUUCAAGCACAACCUGGUAUGCUUGAAAGGUUAAUAAUGGUUUUGUAAGAAUUUUCUGAUUGAAUAGAGGUUAAACUGUAGAAGAAA